Molecule: messenger RNA, 2403 nt
Organism: Diutina rugosa
Lineage: Eukaryota; Fungi; Ascomycota; Pichiomycetes; Serinales; Debaryomycetaceae
Gene: VTC3
Product: vacuolar transporter chaperone
Exons: 1
Coding region: 1-2403 (800 amino acids)
Cellular component (GO): fungal-type vacuole membrane; vacuolar transporter chaperone complex
Source: RefSeq, a predicted model, not a curated record
AUGCCCGACCUGCCUCAAGCCCCCGCUGCCGACAGUGACAAGGCAAUGUUGUUUUCCAGCAAGUUGGAGCACGAGACCUAUGCUCCGUGGAAGGAGUACUACAUGAACUACAACCACCUUAAGAAGCUACUUAAGGAAGGCGUCAUCCUCAAAAACAACUGGACCGAGCAGGACGAGCAGAAUUUCGUCCUGGCCCUCGACUCCGACUUGGACAAAGUGUUCCUGUUCCAAGCGAAAAAGUUCGACGAGCUCAACGACCAGCUUAACGUGUUGCAACGCCAGACGACCCUGGCCGACAAAAAGUUCGAUGUCGACCAAUUCUCCACGAAAUUAGAGGACAUUCUCCACCAAGCACAGGAGCUCGAACACUUCCAGCGGAUCAAUUACACUGGUUUCACCAAGAUCGUCAAGAAACACGACCGUAUCCACCUGGACUACUCGGUGAAGCCGUUGCUCAAUGUGCGGCUCAAGAACUUACCUUUCCACUCCGAAGACUACUCGCCGUUGUUGUACAAGAUCGGGACGUUGUUCCAGUACCUUCGUGAUAACUAUGGGGUGUCGGAAUCGUUGACUAAGCUCUCCAGUUUCAACGAUGCUCUGAACACUGACUUCCAAUCGUUCAAGUUUUGGGUGCACAAGGAUAACUUGAUGGAAGUGAAGACGAUGAUCUUGCGUCACUUGCCGGUGUUGGUUUACGGUAACCAGCACGGUGACAACGCCGAAGAUGACGACUCCGGCGACGACGACGACAGCGCCUCCAACUCCAACUCCAACGACUUGACCAUCAACUGUCUCUACUUUGACAACGACAACUUUGAGUUGUACAACUCAAAGCUCACUAAGAUCAACAACCUGCGCACGUUGCGGAUCAAGUGGAUCGGUAAGCUUCAGGAUAAGCCCAAGAUCGUCAUGGAAAAGAAGCAGUUCGAUGCCAACGCCCACUUCUCCAUCGACGAGAAGAUCUCGUUGAAGCAAAAGUACAUCAACCAAUUCGUCAUCAACCACCAAAUCCCUCCUAAGCUCGAAAAGAUCAAUGACCCGGCCCAAGUGAGAGACAUCGCCGAAUUUAUCCAAGAGAAUAACUUACAGCCGAUGCUUAGAACUGUGUACAAGCGGACGGCGUUCCAAAUUCCUGGUGACGACAAAAUCAGAAUCGUGCUUGACCUGGAUAUCACUUUCAUUCGUGAGGAUGCUUUCGACCCGCAAUUGCCCAUUCGUGACCCUCACCAAUGGCACCGUACCGAUAUUGACCUGAAGCUGGCCAACCCCCUCCAAUACUUGCGUAAGGGUGAAUACUCUCAAUUCCCUUACACCACUAUGGAGAUCAAGAUCAAGAAGCUGGUGAUGAACAAGUCGAAGUCGAUCAACUGGAUCAAUGACUUGAUCCACAACCUGCACUUGGUGAAGGAGAUUCCCAACUUCUCCAAGUUCAUCCACGGUACUGCUCUGCUUUACACGGAAGACGAUAAGCUUGAUAACAUCCCCUUGUGGUUCAACGAAAUGGAAAACGACUUGACGUUCAACCCUGAGGCUUACGUCCCCAUCAAAGCCCUCACUGAAGACACCCCCGAGUCACAAAUUGAAGUCAUCAACGAUGAUGACAAUAUCCUCAAGUUCAAGGAAAUGGUCAACAAGACUAAAGACCUGUACCAACCGCGUUCGCUGAGUUUCUCGGGGCUGUUGUUGCUCGGAGGUGAUGACAACUACGACGGGCCCAAGACCCGCAUUCCUCGGAUCCAGGAGAUCACUGAGGAUGAAGAAGAACAACCCACUACCGGCGCCGAGUUAUUGACUGAUGAAUUGUCGUCGUCCGACGACGACGAUGAUGACGACUACGACAACAAACGUCGGGGUCCGCUUUCUAAGCUUUUGCAGCUCCCGUCGCAGUUCUCUAAGCUCAUUGAUGUUGAUCUGGAAGAUGAGGAAAUCGAAUUACCCGCUGGGGUGUCCAAGCCUGAUCUGUGGAUCAAGAAUGCCGGCCCCAUUAAGGUUGAACCUAAGGUGUGGCUUGCUAACGAGCGUACUUUCAACCGGUGGUUGACGGUUACCCUGAUGCUUACCACGCUUACGUUUGUCGUCUACAACUCCACCGAUAAGCUGAACUUCUCCAAAUUGCUGUUAGUGCUUGCCGACGUCUACUUCUGCCUUACCCUUUUCGCCUGUGGCUGGGGCUACUACAUCUACAUGAAACGUCGCCAAAUCAUUUUGGAACGUCUGUCGAAGCAUUUGGAUAAUGUCAUCGGCCCGUUGGUGGUGGCGGUUGGUUUGAUGGGGGCGUUGUUGAUCAACUUCAUCGGUGGGUGGCGUCUGUUGUCGGGAACCGUCGACUUGGAGCUGGCCUUUUACGAUGCCAACCCCUUCCACAAGUCGGUGCAAUCGUAUGUCAUCGACAUGGUGAACUAG